Molecule: messenger RNA, 1280 nt
Organism: Eurytemora carolleeae
Lineage: Eukaryota; Metazoa; Arthropoda; Copepoda; Calanoida; Temoridae
Product: influenza virus NS1A-binding protein homolog B
Exons: 10
Coding region: 35-1135 (366 amino acids)
Molecular function (GO): protein binding
Source: RefSeq, a predicted model, not a curated record
AGACUAUAUAUUUAGUCCAAAACUAAACUCAGAAAUGAACACACACCUUCUUUUCUUAGCUUUAGUUCUUUCUCUUGGAAUCUUGAAGACAGCAACAUCUGAGGAAAUAACCACACCCACAACUUCUUGCUGUCCAAGAAAGAUUAUUACCGGUGAUGGAGAUAGUCGUUCAGGAACCUACACUUUUAACACUACUAUGGAUGUUAGCACCCUUCCUGCAGAGUGCAAGGAUGGAUGCAUCUACACCAAGAUGGGUCUAGAUGAGUUGUUCUGUUUUGCACCUGGAAAUCUGACAUCAGAAUGUGUUGCAAUAGGCCCAAAAAGACCUGAUUUUACAACAAUUAUGAUUGGAGGAUCUUCAGGCACUGAAACUAUUGGAUAUCCCUGUAACACAUCAAUUGAGGAUUUUCCAAUAAGGACCUCUGAAAUUAGUGCCGUUGUGUUCAAGGAUGAAAUAUUAGUUUGUGGUAGUUUCAGUAAUUUGUGUUACACAGAAAAGGCAUCAAAGUGGAUACAGACUCCUAACAUGGCAAUCUCAAAACUUUACUUUACAAUGUCCAGCUUUAAAGACAGUGUCAUUGUUACAGGCGGACAAGUUAAUGAAAAUCCAACCUAUGCCACUGAUGAAAUGGAGAUUUUUAAUGGUACCACCUGGACAAAGCUAAACAAAAUCUUAACUUCACCUAGAUAUCAUCAUUGUGCAGUUGUUAUCAGUGAUACUGAGUUCUAUGUCCUGGGUGGGAAAAAUGGAGAUAUCAUAUUGCCAAUUAUGGAGAAGUAUGAUAAUAAAGGGAACCUUGUAGAUGGGAAAAUUCAAAAUAUGACUACUCCUAGAUUUGACUUUGGAUGUGCAGUAAUGGAAGGGAAAAUUUACGCUGCGGGAGGACAACAAAUGGGUGACACUACAAACACUUUCGAGAUUUAUGACCCCAGCUUAAAUACUUGGAACCUGAUGAAGGCUAAAUUUGAAAAUGGCAUGAUGGGUUUUCAUUUAGUUGUCCUCAAUGGAAACUUAACUGCUAUUGGACAUCAAGUAUUAAGCUACGAUGGCGAAAAUUGGACCAAGAUAGAAGAGGCUAAUAAAGGGGCUAAUGAUUAUUUUGCUCUUGUUGUGGUUCCUUGCAGUGAGGACUAGUUGUAUGGAUCAGAAGGCCCAAAAGAUGAGAAUAAUGGAAUAUAUUUUUACAAUGUGAUCUAGAUUUAAUUCUUUUACAUUUUGAACACCACCAUGCACCAAGCACUUUUGUAAUAAUCUAUAUUUGAAUAAAUUAAUGCAUUUA